AUGAGUUCAAUCUGCCUCGACUCCCAAGUUUAUCCCCACCUAUGGGACCGCGUGCGCUCCUACGCGCCGCCAGAGCUUCUUCUCCGCCUAAGGCUUGUCGAUCGCGAAUCCUCGGCGAAGGCGACGCGCGCCCUGUUCGACCAUGUGGUCAUCACCCGUGCCACUGGGCUCGACAUGCGCUCGGCGCGGGGGUGUCGCCUCCCUGUCCCACGGCUCGAUGAAUCCCACAAGAACGCAUACCUUCCUAAGCUGCCGCCUGGACCUUGGGAGCACACCCGCGUGCUUGACUUUGAGGCAUGUGUGCGAGGACUCGACGACCAGCCGCUACCUGACCUCAAGUACGUGCGCCGGCGCGUUUGGAGCGAGGACGCGCUCCCUGCCCCUAUUUUCGUCGACAUACUCCGUCUACCUGCAAACCCUGGGGAGGACGCGUACAUGGACAACGUGAGCGAGAGCACAAAGCGGCACGUCGUCGUUGUGCUUUACGACCCCGAAGCGGAGGGAAUCGAAUCGGAUAACAUCAUGAACGUCGACAUGCUCCAAGAGAGUGUACAUGGUGUGUUCGUGUUCCGUGCGUGUAAGCCAGAAAAAGAUGGGAGAGCAGGCACCGAGCAUGAGGCCGAGCCGGUCGGAGGCAAGCUGGGCAAUGACGGCGAUGACACGGAUGACGACCUGGAGGGCGAGGCGAGCGGUAUCGGCGCCGACACCGCAAGUGAUGCCAGCGACCUGAAUGACACUCCCGACGCGGACAACGCACACCGCACGUUCCUGAACAACUUCCUAUGGUGCGCGGCGCAGCGUAUCCACAACGAGUACACAUUCGUCGGCCUCGAGUCGGUUCCAACACACAUCCUGGCAAAGGAGUUCAAGCGCGACCUGGCUGAGGUUACUGCGCGCGAAGCUGAGCCAGAGUGGGCCGCAUACCUCGCAGACGCAGUACUCGAGGGGAUCCGCGCGAUUCCCCGCGACCCCGGGUGGGAGGAAGAGGAGGUCGACGAGCGGGACGUCGCCCAAGUCGUCAAGGUUCUAACGAUGGACGCAUUCCGGGAGCAAGUGGGAAACGAGGCGUGGAUGCUGGAGACGUUUGUGGACCUGGAGUAG
Molecule: messenger RNA, 1101 nt
Organism: Cutaneotrichosporon cavernicola
Lineage: Eukaryota; Fungi; Basidiomycota; Tremellomycetes; Trichosporonales; Trichosporonaceae
Exons: 1
Coding region: 1-1101 (366 amino acids)
Source: RefSeq, a predicted model, not a curated record